UGGGUGGCGCUGGGGGUCAUUCUCGGCCGACAGCGGAGUCGAGGCGUAGUGUCAUUUAUUCAUUAUUUAUUUUCCCAUCUCGAAUCUUUUGCGAUAUCACGUUGACACUGAUGUAACGUUACUCGGAUCGGGAGGUUGCCUAUGGGGCAGUAGUAUUGGACUUGCAGUAAUCACAUGUGGAAUGCGCACAAUUGAAUCAAUCGCAUAGGGUUACAGGGCUGCACGGGAAGGCAGUUCCGGUGCACAUUCCAUGCCCUGUGCACACAAAAUCCUCUCCGUCUCUGCAGCCGUUACAGAAACUGUAGCCGCCUCUUAAGGGGGAAGGGGGGGGCGUACAGUCCAUCUACAAUUAUCUAAAACUACAAUACAAAUAAUUAACAAAAUUCACGAGCGGAUAAUAUGCCUUCCUCACGUAUCUGCCCCUCAACGUAAAAAAAAAAGUAUUUAUAUUUUUUUGCACAACCCGUUGGCCACAUGGACAUUCUGGGAAGGGCGCAUCACAAUCGUGGUGCCGGUUUAACACAAGCAUAACUUUGGACCGGUUUAGAGAUUCCAGUGUCUCAUUGGCAGAGUUCUUCAUGCGACACUGCUGCACUCACAGAUGUUUACAGGCGAGGACCCUCUUUCUGUUAGACAUGGGACUUAGAAUUACAUAAUAGGUAACACAAAGUAAGCAGCGCUGUUGGGGACAAUAUAAAGAAUACAAUAAUAAGCCUAAUUCUUCACCACAACCUCUUUUGCAAUUGCCAAUCUACAGCAACAGCUCCUCACCAUUAAUUCCCAUCACUAUUAUGUAACUGUCCUGGCCAUCUCAAUAUCAGGCACUCCUCUAUGCCUAGCAUCUCAAUGCUAUUCUAUUCUUGCAUAGGGCAGCACUAUGUUACAGGAGCUGAAUGCCAAUGGCGAGUUCUGCAAGCCACAUGAAGAGGGCUUCGGGAGAGAGAGUUCGUGCAGUUAUGGUUUUCCUCAUCCAUUGAAAGAGCGUAAACCACAGUGGUUUAUGAUACAUAAUUUGGACUGCAUGGCCACAAUCGCACACCUGUCACUUGUCUUUAAUGUAUCGACAAGUAUCACUAUGAGUCUCUAUGUAUCUACGUGUCUCUAUGGGUUUACUCUAUUGUUCAUAGUUUGGGUUGCAUGGGCACAAUCGCACGACUGUGGCUUGUGUCUUUAAUUUUCCAUUCAUGAGGGAUGUUUUGAUGCGGUUGCUCUUACAAUGCACGUCACACACGUAAAUACGAUGCUUGUUAAACGAUAACCGGUAAUCUGCUGAUCGCUCUCAGAACCGGUUACCAGUCCCGAAAGUCAGGAACCAAUAAACAUUUCCAGUCGAAUUUCAGUAUCAAACACACCCAUUGGCCACUCGCGAACGAACAAUCCGCACGAUGGCCCAAGUCACCGAGUGGUUGAUUUUCCCUCACAUCUCAGUACUAAGGUAAAGGGGCCGCCCUGCACUUGCUCGCUCGUGCCACGGCUGGCAGAAGGCCCUCCACGAGAGUGGGCUCUACAAAAGGUAUCUGGGCUUCUCUUCCACGCUGGAGCGGUGACACAGCCCAGCAGUAGCGGAGGUUCAUGGUUAAAAUUCUGCGGCCGCCUUGGGUAAUACUGCAACCCGGUAACCAUAAAUAGUUUGGAUCCCCUGACGUCAUUCAAAAAGAGUAGGCCCUUAUGUGGCAGCGUCAGGAUUCAUAUUUUUCAAAUGCAAAAAAAAUAUCAGAAAAUGUCUCAAUUGAGAUUACGCACAGCAACAAUCAUCACCCUCUACUGGCAGACCAAUGCCCACUUGCAGGCCAGGUGCUGAGUCACUUUGUGCCACACAGGAGCAGUUGCUACUGGGUGUACCCUUUGAAAUUUGUUAAAAUGAGGUGUAAUGUAAGUCAUCGAUCGUGUGUAAAUCCCUCUGAGACGCCCCGGCGUAAAGGAGGGUGUCUCAAUUAAAAGCGAAUUGUUGUUUUCACAGAUGUAUCACGAGCAUGUUGCUUUAUUGUAAAGUAAAAUAUUUUGCCUGGAUAGUCCCUUUAGAUAGAGCAUCUCAUUUUUAAGGGUGUUCAGGGCGUAAAGUGACACAUACGUAGCAAACACGUGAUGACGUGCGUGUUUAUGAUCCAACACUCAUUGAUUCACACAAGUCACUCAUUCACCGGCGGUCAGUCCCCUGCGUAUCACUCUUCUGUCCCUACCCCUAUGGUUACUGUUCUAAUGAACUUCCAUAAUGGAUUUCUCCGCCCAUGUUGAGGACUCGGUCCACCAGACACCGACUAUCAGUGUUCAGCCACCACAUUGCAGGUCACAAAAAGACAAUAAUUCAUUCACCCACUCUGCCACCACACUGCAGAUCACAACACUUUCUACUCCUUGCCUCUCACUACUCCUCAUUUGAGCAGGAAAUCCACUUUGAUUUAAGACUCUCGGCGCGAGUCAGCGUGAAUACCGUGUAUGUGCACGUGUCCUUUCAGAAAAAGUUUGGCAUACAAACCACGGAGCUCGUGCUGCACGGGCUGAAGCCGGGAGAGCGAUACUACAUUCGCGUGCGCUGCCGGGCCACCAGCUCCCCGUUCUGGAGCCCGUGGAGCGCCGAGGUUGAAAUUCAGCCGCCCAUCGGCAUAAACCAAGUGGCGCAGUGGGCUGUUGGCGUGACACUGCUGGCUGCCGUAAUGGGUGCUAUGGUGACGCUGCUGUUCCUUGUCACCCUGAUCGGCACCCGCAAAAGGAUCAAGAGAGUCUUUCUGCCGCCAGUGCCAGGACCACGCAUCACAGGGAUGGAUCAUGACCUGCUGAAGAAAACUCCGCCGGAGGAGCUGCACGGGAUCUUCGCGCUGUUCCACAGCUACACGCCUGCGCGCUGCGAGGACACCGACUCGUGGGCAGAGUGCGUCGAGGUGGGGCUGGAAGGGACCAGGGAGAGCAGAGGCCAUGACGCCAAUGGGGAGUGCGGGACCGGAGAGGGUGGAAGACUCCUGGGAAAAGCAAGGCGUGUUGGAGGAGGUGAGGAGAGCGAGGAGGACGAGGAGGAUGAGGAGGCGCUAGACUCUGGACAUGAAAGUUCUGCGAGCGCGGAUGGGAGAAAGGGAGUGGGCAGCUUGCCGAGUAGACUGGGCUUGGACUCAAUGCUCUUGCUGAGGGUCAAGGCCACUGCAUUCACUGCCGUGCAGGUGAAGGGUCCUUCGCAGGAGAAGACGAAGCAUGCGGAUGUGUCCAGUGAGCAGGUUUCAGGGACAGACUUCACCCGAGAGCUGGGUGCUGGAGAGAACCCCAGGUUUGUGUCACCUCCUCAGCAAGGCCCAUCGGGCCACUGCGGGUUCGGAGCCGUGGCCGUCUGCAGCGCGGACAGGUCGGCCGUGGGUCGAUGUACAGAUCCGAGUGGGAAAAAUGCGAACGAGCCCGUCGGCAUGAGGUCGGGACUGCUGGACGUGUACGCGCACGUGACCGACAUCAAGGCCGAUGGCAGCAUCCUACUCCAAAAGACGGCGAGUGAGCCGCCGGUGCCCUCUGGGAAGGGUUCACCGGAAGAACAUGGACCCAUGGCCCCAGCCUUCUCCUCGGCCUCUGCCCUCUUGCCGUACGUGCAAAUCCCUCUGCACUCCGAAGCAGCGGCGGCGGCGGCUGCCGAUCCAGGAAACUCGGCCGACGAGCAACGGGUCGCCCAGGAGAUGCCGUCCAUUCCGUUGCGUUACGACACGGCCUGCAAUCCACACUCAGCCAACACGAGCAGAGGAAGCCCUCUCAUGGGUGGAUAUGUGUCCUCAGAGCAACUGGGUGUGUUUCAAAGCCAGCCAAUGGGAUUGCACGGUUAAAGUGUCCAGGCGUUUGCAACACUACAUUGGAUCCAUAUGAUGUCAUUAAAGUUGGCUUGCACAGAACCCAGGGCUCUACGCGCUUGGGCCGGCAGAGAGGUUGUGACGUGCCACCGAAAUGUUAUUUUUCCUCGGGGAGUGGGGGGGGAAAGUGAAUAUUUUUGCACAGCGCUCCAGUCUUCCCAACAACAUGGGUUCUUCUCAAAGCAGAGACGGUCGGCAUUUUGCAGUCCACACCAGUGCCCCCCCGUGUACCAUCUGGCGCAGUGCAGCAGCAACAACUGCUCGUGUGAAGACGGAGGAAGUGCUGAGCAGACGGAGGAAGUGCUGAGCAGACGGAUGUGACGUGGCAUGGAAAAGGCACUCGAAUGAGACAAGCGGUGGGGGAGAGACAGCGCAGACAUUGACUUGGGUUGCCACCUGUCCUGGUGUGACCUGAUUAAAGUCCGAUAAUUGGCAUCCGUGUUCUGGGUGACAGGAAAUGAGGUGUGCCCGAGAUCUGGUGCCGUUAUCGUGUUGAACUUUACGGCACUGUUUUUGAUAAUAGAUCGAGGCUGACCGAGAAAUAUGACCGAGGUUGGUCUGCAGUGGAACAGUUUGGUGACCCCUAUCAUUCGACACAGUCAUCGACCGUGCUCCGGAAAGUCGAGUGACAGAAUGCCUCUGGUGUCGGGGCCAAAGCUCUGCCCAGAGUUCGUGUGGCUUUAGGCCAGUGUGUGAAUGUUCUUUGACAUAAUAGCUGUUUUUGGGAUUCUGUGGAAAUUCAAAAGAAGUGGAGCCUAUCCCUGGCAUUCCUGGACACCCUUGCAAACAAGAUGUUCCAUCUCAAGGGAUUUUUUCUAAGUGGAAUAUAUUAAGUGUGUUUUUCUUCUUCUAAUGAAACAGGUGGAGAGGACUGUCAUGUACUUGAAAUGAAGACACGGCAUGGAUUACAAUGGAACUGACACACACCACGCUCCAGUUUUAUACCGUGCUAGAGUUGAUCUUCUGGCGCAAGAACGGGCCAGUUGUUGAUCGACGGGAGAAAUUUGGCGAUAGUGGCUUUUUAACUGACGUUGGAAUUAUUUUAGUGAUUGUUACAUAUACGAUGCAACUAAUCUACCUUAUUGGAAUGUACACACCUAGUUUAAACGAAUGUAUACGCUUUUUGAAAUAUUCCUCGUUUUUGGAACUCGCUUACACUAGAAACAGGCAUUUUUUUUUUUUACAAAAAGCCGACGCGCAAAUUUGUAUUUUGUAAAUAACUGUACAUGUAAUAAUAACAUCCAAUGCGUAUUCACUGUAUAACUGUAUUGAUAGUUUCUAUAGUGCGCGUUUGUAGAUAGACUGGUGGAUGCAUGAAGCACGCAUCACGUUUGCAUAAUAGGAUUGCACACAAUGCCGUGUAGAUGUUUUUCUUCUGUAGGCACAAAGCGACACUUGGCAGAGUGUCGUGAUUGGCGGUACUGGGCAAAGAAAAGAUCGUCGACCUUAGGCGCUGUGUGCCCCCCCCCCCUCCCAUCUUUUGCAAGGCGACUUUUUUUUCUAGGUGCCGUCAAAUCUCGCCACGAUUAUUGACCCAGUGCUCUUCGUGCGUCCUGUUGGCAGUGUGGAAUUGUUGUUUUUGUACGUUUCUCGUCGACGCGCGCUGCGGUGAUACGCACGAGACGUGAGGGGCAACCCCAACCCCACCCCCCACUCCCUUGGCAGUUUUGAUUUUCGAUGUUUUUUUGACCGCACGCAUUCCGACACUGCAAACGAAUAAUAAUAAUAAUAAUAUCCCUUUCUUGAACUAGCCAUGGGGGUGGGUGACUCGGUGGUACAAGCAAGCGGCUCGUAAUGGUUAAGGUUGUGGAAAUCGAAAUCCUGAAAUCGAGAUUGAUAAAAAAAAGAAUGAGGACCACGUUGUGGGGAAGUCAACAAGCAUGUUGGAAUGUGGAAUUUCCACCACUGGCUCUGCAGGACUUUUAAACAGGAGAUGAACACCAAUGCCUCAAUGCUCAUGCGAUCAGGUAAAUGACUGACUGGCAUUUAUAUUGCAUUAAAUGACAAAAUAAGAUAUAUUCAACUUCCCACCGGUUUAAGCUCAGGGUAGAGCCAGGGAUUUGUACCUAGGACUUCACAAGGGCCGGUUCAGUACUCCGAUACAUAUUGUCGCAUCUAUGGCACCAGUCACCCGCUCAUGACGAACACUUUGAGACUAUUUAAAACGUAGUUUCUGAGCACAGGGGUCAAAUGCCCAAAAUGUCAAGUUUCCAGCAAAAACAGGACCGUCAAAGUUUCAAUAGAUCAAGGGUUAACACGUUUCUUGCAGCUAGCAAGGUUAUUCCAAAGCUGUGCGAGGGAAGAAGCAAAACGGGAAGUGUUUUGACCUACAAUUGUGGUGAGUCAGUGGGUGACGCGUGAGUGGCUAAGUGAUUGAGUGGCUAAGUGAGUUCGUGAGUGGAUUCAGGGGGUGGGUGAGUGUAUUGUUGUGGUGACCUGCAGUAUAGUGGCUGAACAAUGUGGAUGAGAUGAAACGGUGUUGUGUGGCUCGACAAAGAGUCAAACGUGUUUGGGUGAAUCAAUGACUGCAGCUCAUGGGAGCGGUAACCACGGUAGUAGCGAUAAAAGAGUGAUGAGGAGGCGACGAAUCGCCGGUGAGCGAGUGACUGGACGUGAAUCGAUGAGUGAUGGAUCAUCAAUCACCGUCCGCUGCUUUGAGGUAGCAGGACCUGGCUGUUCCACCACAGAUAUGCACCAACACGCACACAACAUUUACCGUAUUCACACCGCGUGUAUGGUAUUUGUCGGUACUGUUUUACUAAUAACGUGAGGCGUUUAGCAAGCGGACAUACUGUAUUGAAUGUACCGUGUGGUACUGGAUGUAUAUGCAGUACAGUAUCUCCAGUAUACUGUAUGUACAUACAGUAUGUACAAUGUACAUAUUUUCUGUUCAUGUACUCUAUAUAUAUGAAUGUAUUACACAAUAAACAGUACAUAUAACUGCAUGGUUCCACACUCCUGCCUAUAGGAGUUGCGCGAUGCCCCUUUGGGUGUAUAGGCAUAUGUAUGAAUUACAUCAGUGUAAAAACUGCUCCAUCCCCUGUAAGCAUACUAGUGGUCUGAGUAUCAGGGGUAGUUCCAAAGUUGACUUAUUGUUAAAAACCGUACACUAUGUUGAACGUAUAUAGGCAUGCGAGAAAUUUCAAGACCAUUUUAGUGUUUUUUAUUAAUGUAAAUAUGCUGCUAAAAGCAACAUCCCAUUAAAAUGCAUGUGAUUAAUGUAUUUUUCCUGAAUACGUUAAAUAAAGGACUGGCAUAACACUCA
Petromyzon marinus (sea lamprey) is the source of this 7083-nucleotide messenger RNA. Lineage: Eukaryota; Metazoa; Chordata; Hyperoartia; Petromyzontiformes; Petromyzontidae. The record is from RefSeq and is a predicted model, not a curated record.